Cooperia oncophora is the source of this 2931-nucleotide messenger RNA. The record is from the annotation of a GenBank genome assembly. Lineage: Eukaryota; Metazoa; Nematoda; Chromadorea; Rhabditida; Trichostrongylidae.
AUGAAGCGCAAUGCGUUAAAUACGCCCGGGAAGCCGAGUGUUGCGUUGAGUACAGCAUUACUGUCGUUCAUUUACCAUCUCAGCAACAAUGAUCCUGGUGGAGAAACCUUGGCUGCUUGCGGCCUCACGCAGACGCUGCUGAGCGUGAUUUCUCAUCAUGCUCUUCCACUCGAUCAGGCAACGUUGGCUACACGUUGUACUCGUAUAACUGACAACUUCACUACGAUCGAUGUCACGGGCUUCAACAAUUGCAAAGGAAUGGACAUCUGCAUCGACCGUCUGAUUUACGAGGUAGAUGAGUGCAGAAAGGAGCAGCCAUUUGUCAUUGAUACCAGUGGAGAUGUUGAUGAUGACAGUGUUGGAAGCGUUUUCGUACGCGCACCUGUAAUUGGAAAAACAUGCCAUCCACAGCGAUCUGGACUGAUUAAGGCCCUUAUCACAUUCAUCAAGAGAGCUAUCCAGGAUACUCAGUUCCAAGAUAGCGUUCGACAUAUUAUGGAAGGACAAUUGCCUGAUGCGUUGAUGCACAUAAUCAGCAAUUCGGAGUACUACUCGGCAUCUUUAUACCACCAUGCAACCCAACUUGUUGUUAAUUUCAUCUACCAGGAACCAGCUCAGUUGACGGUCCUUCAGAACAGGCAUGUGCCAUAUGUGAUCCUGCAAAGUAUGCUGCGAAAAGAGCUUCCAAACUCGCGUGACGUGAUCAGUCAUAUGGGAAAUGUGUUCACAGCACUGUGCCUCAAUGAAAAAGGACUCAAGCAGUUCAAGGCUUAUGCGCCGUUUGACCAUGUGUUUAACAUCGUGUUGAGCAUAAAGUUCAUCGUAACCAUGAAAAAGAAGCGAAGUGAAAUGAAUGAAGCUGCACAAGGAAUUGGAAGUUCACUGGAUGAUUUGUUGAGACAUCAACCCACUCUGAAGCCUUUAAUGCUGAACUCAGUCCUUGGGAUGUUGGACCGUCUAGUCGAACUCGGCAACAACCCACCGCCGAACACCAGAAUAGUUAUGGCACUUUCAAGAUCAGCUAGCAAGGCAGCUAGUCAGAGUUUUGGCAGUGGAUCAAAUACGCCAAAUGUUGAACAGCUCCCAAUGUCCCCACCAGAAAUAGAAGAAAUGUCUGACGACGACGAUGAGGCCGAGAUGAGCAUGGACGAAUUGAGCGGCGUCGGUCAAUGUGUGGCCGACAAAAUGGGUCUUGAAAUGGAUUGCCCCUCGGACGCUAAGGACGGCACCAGACUUUUGCCGCUUGGCGACUAUCUACUAAUAUUCACCAAAAUUUUCGAAGCAAUCAUAACCCAAGUGGCUGCAGCGGAUCUCGUUGAGGGUUUUGUGGAGAAGAAUGGUGUUGAAAAGAUCUUGUCACUGUGCAAUUUACCAUCACUGGCAGCGGACCUCGCUGCAAGCACGUUCUCUGCAAGUGUGGGAUGUAUUGUGAAGUUUGUGCUGCAACAUGUCAAAGCUGGAGAUAAACUUAUGCUUUCAAUAAUGGAAGUAUUUUUGCAAUCAAUCAAUCCAUUUGUUCUGCGAACAUCACGUGCUUACUCUGAAUCGAACGGGAGUGGUGCAUCGCUGCUUGUACCACUUGGAGAUGAAGGAAUCGUAACAGCAAUUACCAGUAUGAGCAAUGCUGUUCCUAUUCUCAGUAUGCUGACUAAGAAUAACAGCCUGUCCGUUCCUGGCACGCAGGUAUUGUCUUUCUUAUACUGCUCUAUUUCUGGCUUACAAAGAUAUGUGCGGCUUCAGGGAGAUCUGCGAAAUCGGGUUUGGGAUGCAUGGCUCACAGACACCGGAAAAAGGCUGCACACAGGAUUUCGAAAGGUUUCCCGGGUACUUGCAUGGGAGACUGCUCUGCUAAAGAUGAUAGAACCGACGAAGGCGGUAGCAACGACGCAGACGGACCCCAGUGAGAUUGAAGCUUUAUCAGUUGGAACGAGCACUCCAAUUAGUCACAGUUCGUCUGAGCCGAACAACGUUAUGUCUGUGGCCGUUGACCCUCCCGCAACUGCUGCACGUCAGCCAGCUUGGGCAAUGGCCGGGAUCACUCAGGCUGAAAAUGCAUUUUGGCAUCGCCAUAAAAACGUCGCUGAUAUGGUGAUAAAGGCGAAUAAAACGGUUUCGGAGUUCCUCAGCCAGCUAUCACGCUCAUGUUUCGUUCCAACGAGGCGUAAUCGAAGAUACGAUUUCUCUUCGUCAACCAUGACCAAAUCUGCUCAACUAAUGGCAGAUGAAGUUUUCGCCGGUUUCUUCCGUGAUCUUAAGUGGACGUGUCAUAAAGUGCCUGAGGGCGGUCCAAUCCCUCCCAUGGAGUUUGGUCGCCUUCAAGAAGUAAUCGUGCAGAUGUCUGUAGCUCUAUUCGACGAUCGUCGUCAGCCGUUUCAUGCAAUGCUUCAACGUUUUUAUACCUCUGGAUGCCAUAAUGCCUUCUGUGAUUUAAUGAUGCACAAACUUGCACCUGCCCUUGGAAACGAUUAUAAUGACUGGUUGGAGCUUGCAUUCCUCGAGUGGUUCCGCCUUGCGAGUAAAUUAGCCCAUAAGCAAAACAUGCUGAAUACUAUGUACCGUCAGCCACAAGCGCUGACUAUCGAAUUUGACCCAAAGAAAUAUCUGAAACUAGUGCACAACGAUUUCUUCCGUGCGUUUUGCGUCUUGUUCGCAAAGCUAUCUGACGAAAAAGUUGACCUGAAAUGCUGCCAGACGUUGUGCGAGACUGCCAUUUCUGUUUAUAAAGACGUGGCCCAUAGCCUUACUCCUGUUUCUGAAGAAAAUCAGCGAGCUUCAAAUGAGGAACUGGGAGACUCACUAAGACCGUCGGCUGCAGAUGGUGAAGAGUCUCAACGAGAUGCAGUGCUGAGGCAGUUGUUACCAGAAGGCAGUGUUUCCUUACUGGUUAGUUGUUUUCUUUCAUCAGUCCGGUUUUUUAUGGGCGAUUUUUGA